AUGGCCAGUAACGUCGAAGCCUGGACCUUGCUGUCCUUGGGCCUGUUUACUAUCAUCGUGCGCAUUUCAGUACGAUGGAAACUUGUUGGACCUGCCAGCUUCCAGCUGGAUGAUUAUCUGAUGCCACUGGCUGGCAUUUGCUUCAUUUUGGAAACCAUAGCCGCAUAUCUCGUCGGUGCUCGAUUUGAAGGUCUCACGAAUAGCUUCAUGACGACCGAGCAACGAGCAACUUUGGACCCCGCCUCUACUGAAUGGUCAAACCGUGUGGCUGGAUCAAAGAUCCAGAUCAUCGGUUGGUCGUUAUAUGUGGCCAUUCUAUGGCUGAUCAAGUUUAGCUUGGCUAUCUUCUACGGUCGACUGACGACUGGCCUCCAACAUCUUCCCACUCGAGUUCGAGUGGCAUAUGUCAUUCUCGCUGUAACAUGGAUUGCAACUCAGCUGUCUCUCCUUCUUUCAUGCCAACCCUUCCAUGCAUUCUGGCAAAUUACUCCCAAUCCUGGAAAUUUCUGUCAACCAACUAUCUCCCGCGUCUAUGUUCUCCUUACCGUGAUUCUCAAUAUCGUCACAGACAUGUACCUUCUUUCGAUCCCACUUCCUCUCCUCUGGACCGUCAACAUUGGCAUGAAGCGCAAAGUCCCUCUCAUGGCCCUCUUCUCCGGUGCCACCUUCGUCAUGAUCGCCGGUAUCAUUCGAGCCGCGACAAUUAUGAGCAACAGCCCCGACGGUGCCGUAGCAGGAUCCAAGUGGGCCUGCCGUGAGACUUUCGUGUCAAUCGUCGUCUCCAAUCUCCCCAUCAUCCAACCUCUCAUCCGCAGAGGCUUCAAGAAGAUCGGUCUCUCCCAGCUGUUCAGUUCUUCUGGCAAGAACUCUCAAUCAUACCCACUCUCCACCAGUCGAGGUCUGCAGACCUUGACAAACCGUGGUGAUCGUGACAAGAAGAGCAAGAUGAGUGGAGCAGGACCUUCGCACAUGCAGACGUCUGCAUGGGGCAGUGAUGAGCACAUUCUCGCCCAGUCCGAACCGUCUUCCAAGGACAUCACGGUUGUCUCAGAGACUGUUGUGCAGAGUGAGCCGUGGGCUGUGGAGGGGGCUUCUGGGGCAGCUCAUUCGACAUCCCCUAAGGAGUGGGGAAACCGACUUUCCAACCGGUGA
Molecule: messenger RNA, 1152 nt
Organism: Penicillium brevicompactum
Lineage: Eukaryota; Fungi; Ascomycota; Eurotiomycetes; Eurotiales; Aspergillaceae
Exons: 5
Coding region: 1-1152 (383 amino acids)
Source: RefSeq, a predicted model, not a curated record